Molecule: messenger RNA, 3651 nt
Organism: Cuscuta epithymum
Lineage: Eukaryota; Viridiplantae; Streptophyta; Magnoliopsida; Solanales; Convolvulaceae
Source: the annotation of a GenBank genome assembly
UGAAAAUCCAUAGAUACAUUGUAUAAACACCCCACCCCCCAUUAGCCUCUGACCCAAUUCUUUGCUUUCCAUUAUUUUCUGAUUCAUUUUUUGCCCUUCUUGAUAGGGUUUCUCCAUGACCUAUUGCCUCUCAGCUUUCUGAUGCAUUCAGUUCUUCAGCCUCUACAAUUCAUAAUCACACUGUUGUUAUUCAUCAGUCUGUCACUUUUUGCUCUCUUUGGAGGGGUUUUUGGUCUCUUGCCAUCAAGAUUCGAUCUUUAUAGGAUUUCCCAGUUACAUACAUGUCUAAGCUCUUUGAAUUCAGUGUGAGGGAAAAAGCAGAUCCACUCAAAAGUAUGGGAAAGAGUGGCAAAGAAGAGCCACAAACAAUUGGAGCUUAUCUCUCCCAUUCCUUCGUAGUCGCCGGCAGAGAAGUCUAAAAGCCAGCCGGAGGAAGCUGGUCUGCCUGCGAAGAAGCGGAGCUCUGGUUCUCGGCCAUUGUUGUGGCGUCAUAAUCGUAGAUCGAAGAGUUACAGUGAAGGGUGAGGACUGAGGAGGAAGGGACUUUUACGGUUAUUUCCAUGUCAGCAAGUGAAACACGCUUUCUACACCCACACUACUUCCCUUCACACCGUUUAAUUUUAUUUUGCCAACUCAUCAGGAGACUACGUGCAUUGGAACCGAAAUUUGAUAUACAAUGUCUAAUAUGGAUGACAUGGCACAAAUUACCUUCACUAGGACGGUAGCGUUGUGGUUGCUCUUAUGGAACGGUCGUAAUAUGCGUGACAUGAAAGCUUCUUCUUGUAGUAGUGACAGGCCCCAUGGGCUAGAAGUGUUGAUGAUUUUUGCCUUGGAGGGCCAGUCUACCCUAAUCAAAAGGACUCUCUCCUCUUCUUGUCUCUCGGCCACCAAGCAGAUGUGUUUUUUCCCUCUCGCAAGAGGUCUCGCAUCAGCGCACCUUUUGUAUUUCGUGGACAAGAAUUCCAACAGAAAAAGUCGGAAGCUUCCAUUGACGUCCUUCCGGAUGAAUGUCUCUUUGAGAUUCUCAGACGCCUGCCUGGUGGGCAGGAAAGAAGUGCCUGUGCUGGCGUAUCCAAACGCUGGCUCAUGCUUCUAAGUACUGUCAGCAGAGAUGAAAUAACCACUGCUGAUGAAAACAACAGCAAACCCUCAGAAACGAAUGAAAGGGCAAAUCCGUCCAUUGCUCAACCAGACCUUUCUGUCAAGUCUGAUAAUAAGAAGGAUGAGGUUGUCCUCCCUAGUAAUGUUCUGGAAGGUGAGGUGGAGGUUGAAGGUGGAAAUGAGGAUUGUGGGUUUCUCUCGAGGUGCCUUGAUGGGAAGAAAGCUACAGAUCUUAGACUUGCAUCUAUUGCUCUGGGGAUCACCAGCCGUGGAGGAUUGGGUAAGUUAUCCAUCCGUGGAAGCAAAUCUUCCAGCGUGACGGAUUUGGGCCUCAAGGCUAUCGGUCGAGGUUGUCCUUCCCUCAAAUCUCUUUCUCUCUGGAACUUAUCAAACAUAAGUGACGAAGGGUUACUAGAGAUUGCAAGUGGGUGCCAUCUGAUAGAGAAGCUGGAUCUUACCCAAUGCCCGAGAAUCACAGAUAAGUCUUUGACUGCAAUUGCCAAAAACAACCCCAAUUUGACUUCUGUGACCAUAGAAUCUUGUUUGAACAUUGGAAAUGAAAGUUUGCAGUCUGUUGGUAAAUACUGCCUGAAUUUGAAGUCCAUAACAGUGAAGAGAUGUCCACUUAUCGGAGAUCAGGGACUUGCAAGUCUUUUCACAUCAGCUGGUAUGCAUCUCACCAACGUCAAACUCCAGUCUUUAAGCCUAAGUGACAUCUCCCUAGCAGUUAUUGGACAUUAUGGCGUUGCUUUGACCGAUCUGAAUCUGGCCAGUCUUCAAAACAUAAAUGAGAAAGGAUUCUGGGUCAUGGGUAAUGGUCAGGGUCUACAGAAUUUGAGGUCACUAGUGGUGGCAUCUUGCUUGGGAGUAACGGAUUUGGGAGUGGAAGCUUUGGGAAAAGGUUGCCCAAACUUGAAACAAAUUUGUUUCCGAAAAUGCCCUUUUCUGUCCGACAAUGGAGCGGUGUCUCUUGUGAAAUUUGCCUCAUCUCUUGAGAGCCUACAGUUGGACGAGUGCCACAGGAUCACCCAGGCAGGUGUUUUUGGCAUCCUUAUACUCUCUUGCGGGAAACUGAAAGCUCUCUCUUUAGAGAACUGUUUUGGAAUCAAAGAUUUGGCAUUUGGCAUGAAUCCUGCUGCUAUGUUGUCCUCCCCUUGCAAGUCUCUCAGAUCAUUGUCAAUUUCUAACUGCACUGGAUUUAACGAUGACAUCCUUGUGAUUUUGGGCAGAAUAUGCCCUAAUUUGGUGAAUGUGAACAUCAGUGGGCUCCAUGGUGUUACGGAUAAUGGGCUUCUCCCCUUUGUUCAAGGAUGUGAUGCGGGUUUGGUCAAGGUGAACCUAAGCGGGUGUGUUAAUGUGACCGACAAGACCAUUUCAACCAUGGUUAAAAUACACGGAGAGACACUUGAGCUGCUAAAUCUUGAUGGGUGUGGAAGAGUUACUGAUGAGAGUUUAUAUGCAAUUGCAGAACAUUGCUCCGUGCUGCGUGAAUUUGAUGUGUCUAAAUCUAGGGUUAGUGAUUCCGGGAUUGCGGCUUUGGCGGUCGGUCCGGUUCAGACCACUAUUCAGAUCCUUUCCCUCUCUGGGUGUACUUCGGUGUCAGACAAGUGCUUGCCUUACCUGUGUAAGGUGGGGUCCAGUCUCACAGGAUUGAACAUUCAGAGUUGCCAUGGAAUCAGCCAGCAUGGUGUUGAUAUGCUAGUUGAAAGGCUCUGCAGGUGUGAUAUCCUUACCUGAUUGAGGAUAGUGAUUGUUGUUUGGUUAUGUUCUUGGUAGUAUACUUUUUGGGUCUGCCUUGGGUUGUGGGUCCGGAGUUUCAGCUCCUUUUUCCAGGAAAUGUGGCCUUUUUUUCAACUUCCGGAAGCUUCUGGAAGCUGUUUCAAGAACUUUUUUUCUCUCUCCGGUGAUGGGAGGGAUUCGUUCUUCAUGGCCAUACUUUUCUGUGAUUAAUACAGAUGCUGGGAAUUCUGGAUCUAAUAGGCUCUUGGUGUUCCUCUUCAGGUUUUAACUUCUGUUCAUGAAAAGAAAAGAAAAAAAAAGGUUUUAGCUUAAUGCUUGUAGUCUGGCUUUGGUUGAAAGAUUUAUAUAUAAUCUCCUGGUGUGUUUGGCUUCCUAGUUUUUAUUGUGUGUUACCAUGGGGUUGAACCUAUCUGUGUUGCUUUUCGUGGUCGGUUUGGUUGCUUGCUUGCUUUGGCAGUUCUUAAAUCCGAUGCUUUUGCUUUCCGGGGGCAUUGGCUGGGGCAGCGAUGGGAGUUCUACUCUUUGUGGUCUGCCUCAACAACCUUUGUGGUUGUUUUAUUUAUCUAUUUUCCCAAUCCCUAGUUUUGCAAGCAUCUCUUGUUUAGCUGCAUUCUCUCGUUUUAAUAUGUAAUAAUAAUGUAGCAAAGUUGGAAGUGCUACUUGUUGUAUUUGUAUUCUAUUGUGUGUUGUGUAUUCUCUUUGGGGGAAAACCCAUCGUGUAAUGGAAUUGGCUUUGGUAUUGUGUAACUUGUGUUUGUAUAUCUCACCCUUUACUUUUCGAUGUGCAUUUUGAUUAUUUCUAUAUAAAAG